GUCAAUUGUUACUCACUAACUCACUAGUCACCCCACCUCCUUCUUUUGUGGUUUACAUCUUUGCCUCAUCACAAUUCGCAACUCGUAUAAAUCAACCCUGCGUCUCCCCUCUUCUCCUCCACACCCGAUCCCUUUUCCCUCAACAAAACCAAACAUGGAUCCAUCGCGGCUGCGACGGCUGUUGCUUCUGUUCGCGGCGGCGGCGCUGUUGGCCGGCACGGCGGAGUCGGACCUGGAGCAAGAAAAAACAGAGUGCGCCCCCAAGCUGGUCGGACUGGCCCCCUGCCUGCCGUACGUCGGCGGGGAAUCCAAAGCUCCGACGCUGGACUGCUGCUCGGGACUGAAGCAAGUGCUGGACAAGAGCAGGAAGUGCCUCUGCUUGCUGAUCAAAGACCGCGACGAAGACUUGGGGGUCAAAAUCAACAUCUCCCUCGCCGCUAACCUCCCAGGUUCCUGUAAAUCUCCCGUCAACGUCUCCGAUUGCGUCAGUCUGCUUCAACUGAAGCCCAAUUCGACGGAGGCGAAGAAGUUCGACGGACUGGAUGAAAUCAUCGGUAAAGGAGCAAACAGCAGCAGUACUACUACCGCCGCCGCCCCUUCUGCUGCUGGUACGUACCCUUUAUUGUUCUGUACCAUAAAAAUGGGUUCUUUUUGGUUAUUAAUGCAAACUACACGGUGGUCGGGCAGCAUCGGCGGCGAGCGGGGGCAGAGCAACUGUCGUCGGCGGCGGUGGUAAUGCGAAUCAAAAGAGUAAUGACGGAGGAGAUCAGGCAAGGAAGAAGCAGCAGCGCGGGUGGGUAGCUGUCACGGCGGUGGGUGUAUUGUGGGGAUUAAUCACGGGCUUCCCAUUCUUCUUCUGAGCUCCGAGCCACCUACCUAACCAUAAUCAGACAUACCGCCAUUACUGUAUUGUCUUUUGUCAUCUCAUAAUUUAAUCAAUGGGAAAUCCAAGUCUUAAUGCCACUUUGAAAUACAGUGUCUCUGCCCGGCUGGUGGGUGUGUUAAUAAAUACUCAUCCAACUAAGGUCCCUCUUCUUUAACACACUCUGCUACAGUACAGAACAGAGUACAGCUACCACCAUUGCAGUGCCUAAUCCCAUCGCCAUAUAGGGAUUAGCAUAGCACCUAACCCAUCGCCUACUGCGAGACAUAAUUCAGCUCGCCCAAAUAGACAAACAAAAUCGACAGUAAGAGACCUUUUACUCGGCAAACAAUC
Messenger RNA from Linum tenue, 1216 nucleotides. Lineage: Eukaryota; Viridiplantae; Streptophyta; Magnoliopsida; Malpighiales; Linaceae. The record is from the annotation of a GenBank genome assembly.